Molecule: messenger RNA, 1020 nt
Organism: Ostertagia ostertagi
Lineage: Eukaryota; Metazoa; Nematoda; Chromadorea; Rhabditida; Trichostrongylidae
Source: the annotation of a GenBank genome assembly
AUCAAGAUACGCGUUGAUCUUAUCAAUUUAGCGAUACGGUUGAGAAGCACUUCGCCUUGUCCGCAUCCACAGAGUUCGAGAACACUUGGCAGAAUGGCGGGCGGAGGGGAGGAGCACGCCGCGCACUCAUCCGUGCAGGAUGAUGCGAAAGAUUCCGAAUCGGACGGCGAUGCAGCUGAAGACAUUUUGGAAGAGUCUCCCUGUAAACGAUGGUCAAAACGUCGUGAGCAGGUGAAGCAGAGAGAUGUUCCUGGUAUUGAUGUCGCAUAUCUGGCGAUGGACAAUGAGACGGGAAACGAGGUAGUGUGGAAUGAAGUGCAAUUCUCCGAGCGCAAAAAUUUUCGAGCACAAGAGGAGAAGAUCAACGCAGUUUUCGACAAUCUUACUCAAUUGGUACACACGAACCUGGUAAAAUUCCAUAAGUACUGGACUGAUGCAAAGUCGGAGAAGCCUAGGAUUAUAUUUAUUACGGAGUAUAUGUCAUCGGGGUCAAUGUCUUUAUUUUUGCAACGCACACGAAAAUCUGGAUCUCCACUGAGCAUCAAGGCAUGGAAGAAAUGGACUACUCAGAUAUUAUCGGCGCUCAACUAUUUACAUUCAUGUGUACCUCCGAUCACCCAUGGAAACCUUACAUGCGAUACAGUAUUCAUACAGCAAAACGGACUGAUUAAAAUUGGAUGUGUGGCUCCCGAUGCCAUUAAUCACCACGUGAAGACGUGCCGCGAUAAUCUGAAGAAUAUGCAUUACAUGGCACCGGAAUACGAAUAUUGUACUGAGGUGACUCCAGCUGCUGAUAUUUAUUCGUUUGGUGUAUGUGCUGUUGAGAUAGCCGUUAUGGGUGGUCUAUCUGGCUGUCAAAGUGGAGCAACUGAUGGACCCAUCAGUCGUGAGAGCAUUGAGAAAGCCGUUCGUUCUUUGGAAGAGGAAAAGCAACGAGAUCUCAUUCAAUUAUGUCUACAGAAGGAUCCGUUGAAGAGACCGUCAGCCAGGCAGUUGCUAUUUCAUCCAGUCCUUUUUGAA